This is a messenger RNA of Gopherus flavomarginatus (Mexican gopher tortoise), 1915 nucleotides long. RefSeq names its product solute carrier family 25 member 17 (gene SLC25A17). The transcript has 11 exons. Lineage: Eukaryota; Metazoa; Chordata; Testudines; Testudinidae. Gene Ontology annotation, molecular function: FAD transmembrane transporter activity; FMN transmembrane transporter activity; coenzyme A transmembrane transporter activity. Gene Ontology annotation, cellular component: mitochondrial inner membrane; peroxisomal membrane. The record is from RefSeq and is a predicted model, not a curated record. Gene Ontology annotation, biological process: mitochondrial ATP transmembrane transport; mitochondrial ADP transmembrane transport. Bases 234 to 1430 code for a protein of 398 amino acids.
GGAGUAGAAACAAAAGUGAAACUUUUUGAGCAGCAUAUUCCAGACAUCUUGAGGUCUUUCUGAGUGUAGCCUUCAUUGAUUUGAGAUCUACCAUACCAUUCUCUCACUAGAGGGGAAAGCCUAUAAUGGCAGCAGGCCAUAAAAGAGACCAAGUUUGGGAAUAUUUUAAUGAAGUUCCUCUACCUGUGGGUAAGAUAGGCAUGCAUGCAAAAUGCAAAUGAUGCAACAAAGAAAUGCAAGGCCUGAUUGCCCGAAUGAAACAACAUUGUGCGAAGUGUUCCUUCUCAGGAGGAAGCUGCGUUGAAGAUGGUGAAAGGAACAGGUCUGAAUAUGCAGGAUCUUCAGGAGAACCCAUCCUCAAUGUACAGGAUUCUGAAGACUAUCCUCCUUCAAGAUCACCGUCAUUUUCUGUAGUUUCAGAGUUAUCUGCCAACGAUAGUGUUUCAGUCACAUCAUGUAUGCAGUAUAUCACCGGUAGCAAAAAGAAAGGAAAAAAUCUCCAUCAUCCAGAAACAACCAUAGAUAAGUUUGUGAUAAGAACCAGCAGAUUACAAAAAGAGGGCAGUGUGACUGCAAUGACAGUAUUUUUUCCUUUGGAUACAGCUAGACUUAGACUUCAGGUUGAUGAGAAACGCAAGUCCAAGACAACACACACAGUGCUACUGGAGAUUAUCAAAGAAGAAGGCCUCCUGGCACCUUAUCGAGGGUGGUUCCCUGUUAUUUCCAGCCUCUGCUGCUCCAAUUUUGUCUAUUUUUAUACGUUUAACAGUCUCAGAGCUCUCUGGGUCAAAGGCCAACGUUCAACCACAGGAAAAGAUUUGAUCCUGGGGUUUGUUGCAGGUGUCGUGAACGUACUCUUGACCACUCCACUCUGGGUAGUGAACACACGACUGAAACUGCAAGGAGCAAAGUUUAGAAAUGAAGAUAUUGUACCAACCAACUACAAGGGCAUUGUGGAUGCCUUUCAUCAGAUAAUACGGGAUGAAGGAGUCUUGGCUUUGUGGAAUGGCACUUUUCCCUCCUUGCUGCUGGUUUUCAAUCCUGCCAUACAGUUUAUGUUCUAUGAAGGGUUUAAACGAAAGCUUUUGAAGACACGACUGCAGCUUACCUCUUUGGAUGCAUUCAUCAUUGGUGCAGUAGCUAAGGCAGUUGCCACCACCGUCACCUACCCCAUGCAGACAGUACAAUCAAUUUUGCGGUUUGGACGUCACAGAUUGAACCCCGAAAACCGGCCACUAGGCAGUCUUAAGAAUGUUCUCUAUCUUCUUCGACAGAGAAUAAGGCGUUUUGGAUUGGUGGGACUCUACAAAGGCCUUGAAGCAAAGCUCCUUCAGACGGUCCUCACUGCCGCACUCAUGUUCCUAGUCUAUGAAAAACUGACUGCUGCUACCUUCACAGUCAUGGGAUUAAAGCAUUCACAGAAGCACUGAGAAAGUGAUCUCUGCAGCACAAUGAGCAUGGAAAUAAACUAGGGGUCUGGAGAGGGAGGUCCAAUAUCUGAGGACAGGCUGGGUAGCAAAGAAUUCUCUCUCUAAGGUCACUUCCUUCUCCAUUACUUUCCAUUCUUAUUGUCUCCGUCUCAGAAGCUGAAUGAGGAGAAAUUUAAAGUGAAGUCCAGUAGGAUUUGCUGUCAGUCCUCUUUGUGGUGGCAUGUUCACUGUAUUGACAUUUCGCAACCCGAUUGUGUUAAGAAAUUAAAUGGAAAAGAUUAUUUUAGCACCUAAAAUUAAGAUCUGUUAAUUACUGGAGUGGUUUGGUUGGCUCUUUUAGGGGGAGGGAGUACUUUUAUUGCACUUAAUUUUCCUUUCUUUUCAACUUGCUAUCAGCCAUUGUCCUCCCUGUACUGGCUGUCAGCAGCUCUCUGUCAGGUGUUCAUCUCACCUGAUAUUCGUUCAUUAAAAUAAUUCAUGCAGAA